GGCCGUGGCAGCCCGGGCACAGACCAAGAUCUGUGUUGUGAAUGCGACAUCUAGCUUCAGCGGAGUAAUUAUUACCUCCGCCUCCUACGUUCAAAGGGGAAUAAAACAUUGUUUUGUGUGUAGUUUCCUCGUGGUUGCUGUGUGGAGCCUGCCGCCACACACCCACUCCUCAACAACGACGGCUUUUGCUUGCAUCUUCCAGUGCUUCUUCUGUCAGCAAGUUCAGCAGAGCUGCUGCUCGUCCGCCGCUAGCCCGGACGCCGCAGCCCCCGGCACAUCAGCCAAUCACAGCCCAGAGCCCCGCCCAUGUGACAUGGUGAAGAUGACCAAGUCGAAGACGUUUCAGGCCUACCUGCCCUCGUGUCAUCGCACCUACAGCUGUAUACACUGUCGGGCACACCUGGCCAACCACGACGAACUCAUCUCUAAGUCAUUCCAAGGAAGCCAGGGGAGAGCCUACCUCUUUAACUCUGUUGUGAAUGUGGGCUGUGGGCCGGCCGAGGAGCGGGUUCUCCUAACAGGUUUACAUGCCGUCGCUGACAUCUACUGUGAGAACUGUAAAACCACUCUGGGAUGGAAAUACGAACAUGCAUUUGAGAGCAGUCAGAAGUACAAGGAGGGGAAGUUCAUCAUCGAGCUGGCUCACAUGAUUAAAGACAAUGGCUGGGAGUGACAUCACUUCCUGUCUCCGGCCCUUUAAUGACCUCUGACCUAUCAGAGCUCUGGAUCUAUCAGACUUCACAGAGCGACAACCAAUCACCAUCAACCACUCACCGUGCCGCCCCCUCCUAACACACACAAAAACACACCCUUCACACACACAGUCCCUGCUGGUUGUGAAACUAAACAUGAUGCUGUUGAACUGGAGAGACGAGUAGCCUAUUGGGGGUUGGACCUUCAAUGAAGACCAUGUGAUCUCACCAGCCAAUGACAGACAACCUCCUUCAUCAACCAGGCCCCACCCACCUCACUGGCGUUGGCACUCAGUUACACGGCUGCCAUGGCGAUGUGAGAGAGAGGAUAACAUGAUAACGUUCUACUACCCUCUUCCUCCUCUGACCCGGGAGGAAGAGGAGGUGUUGCAGGAAGGAAGGGGACAGGGUGGCACAGUGGGGGGAGGGUUCUCCUUGUGUUUUAAUCUUUGAUUUAUCCGUGAAUAUUUUUAUUUUUCAAUAUUUUUUUUCCAGUCUUUGAUCUUUAAUGAUGACUUCACUGUGUGGGACGUCCCGGUAACCGCUAACCACAAACGUGCCCGGUAACACCCCAAAACGUACCCCGAGCAGAGAGGCGGGGAAAGAUUGAUAUUAUAUGUAGAUAGAUGUGUUUUAUCCAACAGCAUUGUGGCUGGCUCCAUAUAGCAACAGUACUAUUAGAUAAGGUUUACCAGAGGAGAUAGAGGGAGGACUAUGUUUCCCAAAUGGCACUCUCUGCCUUGGUGCACUACCCUAUGGGCCCUGGUCUAAAGUAGAGCACUAUGUAGGGAAUAGGGUGCAAUUUGGGACACAGCCUAGAACAGGCUUGACAACCACAGAACACACCCACGCUUCAUAUUGUGUUACAACCUGAACUAAACUAACCAUCACACCCACGCUUCAUAUUGUGUUACAACCUGAACUAAACUAACCAUCACACCCACGUAGUUCACAACCUGAACUAAACUAACCAUCACACCCACACUUCAUAUUGUGUUACAACCUGAACUAAACUAACUAUCACACCUAGGCUUCAUAUUGUGUUACAACCUGAACUAAACUAACCAUCACACCCACGUAGUUCACAACCUGAACUAAACUAACCAUCACACCCACGCUUCAUAUUGUGUUACAACCUGAACUAAACUAACCAUCACACCCACGUAGUUCACAACCUGAACUAAACUAACCAUCACACCCACGUAGUUCACAACCUGAACUAAACUAACCAUCACACCCACGCUUCAUAUUGUGUUACAACCUGAACUAAACUAACCAUCACACCCACGUGGUUCACAACCUGAACUAAACAAACCAUCACACCCACAUAGUUCACAACCUGAACUAAACUAACCAUCACACCCACGUAGUUCACAACCUGAACUAAACUAACCAUCACACCCACGUAGUUCACAACCUGAACUAAACUAACCAUCACACCCACGUAGUUCACAACCUGAACUAUACUAACCAUCACACCCACGUAGUUCACAACCUGAACUAAACUAACCAUCACACCCCCGUAGUUCACAACCUGAACUAAACUAACCAUCACACCCACGUAGUUCACAACCUGAACUAAACUAACCAUCACACCCACGUAGUUCACAACCUGAACUAAACUAACCAUCACACCCCCACGUAGUUCACAACCUGAACUAAACUAACCAUGUGCAUGUAUAGAGUCUAUUUAGAGAUAUGUGAUAUACAUUUGUAUGGACAUUUAUUCUCAUGCAUAUAUAUACAGGUAACUGCCAAAGUAAAGGAAACACCAACAUAUAGUGUCUCAAUAGGGCGUUGGGCCUCCACCAAUCAGAACAGCUUCAGUCCAUCUUGGCAUGAAUUCUACAAGUGUCUGGAAUUCUAUUGGAGGGAUGAGACGCCAUUCUUCCACGAGAAAUUCCACCAUUUUGUGUUUUUUUGUUGAUGAUGGUGAAAAACGCAGUCUCAUGUGUUGCUCCUGAAUCUCCCGGUAGUGUUCAAUUGGGUUGAGAUCUGGUGACUGAGACGGCCACGACAUAUGGUUUUUCACCCUAAGCAUGAUGGGAUGUUAAUUGCUUAAUUAACUCAGGAAACACCAGCUUUCAAUCCCUCAUUUCCUCCAGUGUUUCCAUUAUUCUGUCAGUUCCCUGUACAUAUACAGUAUCAUGUAUUGUAUGUAUAUGAGCAGAAUGUCUACUAGUGUGUUGCCCACCUUCAACACAGUGGCAGACUGGAAGGCAGAUACUUAGUUUGUACUUGCAGAGGCCUUUGGUUCAUAGGUUUAGAGGCAAAAGUCUGUCUGUCUUAUCUGUCUCUUUUAAGGCCUUUCCUCCGAUGAUUAAAAGAUUGUAUGAGAUGCUGAAUGAUAUUGAGGGGUUGCUGGCGAGAUCAUCUCCCUAUUAGUUAUUAGAUCAAUUAAAUAUCGCUGCUUUACUCGUUCCUAUGCUUCCCCAAUCCUGCUUUACUCGUUUCUACACGUCCCCAAUCCUGCUUUACUCGUUUCUACACGUCCCCAAUCCUGCUUUACUCGUUCCUAUGCUUCCCCAAUCCUGCUUUACUCGUUCCUAUGCUUCCCCAAUCCUGCUUUACUCGUUUCUACACGUCCCCAAUCCUGCUUUACUUGUUCCUAUGCUUCCCCAAUCCUGCUUUACUCGUUCCUAUGCUUCCCCAAUCCUGCUUUACUCGUUCCUAUGCUUCCCCAAUCCUGCUUUGCUCGUUCCUAUGCUUCCCCAAUCCUGCUUUACUCGUUUCUACACGUCCCCAAUCCUGCUUUACUCGUUCCAAUGCUUCCCCAAUCCUGCUUUGCUCGUUCCUAUGCUUCCCCAAUCCUGCUUUACUCGUUUCUACACGUCCCCAAUCCUGCUUUACUCGUUUCUACACGUCGCCAAUCCUGCUUUACUCGUUCCUAUGCUUCCCCAAUCCUGCUUUACUCGUUCCUAUGCUUCCCCAAUCCUGCUUUACUCGUUCCUAUGCUUCCCCAAUCCUGCUUUACUCAUUCCUAUGCUUCCCCAAUCCUGCUUUACUCAUUCCUAUGCUUCCCCAAUCCUGCUUUACUCAUUCCUAUGCUUCCCCAAUCCUGCUUUACUCGUUCCUAUGCUUCCCCAAUCCUGCUUUACUCGUUCCUAUGCUUCCCCAAUCCUGCUUUACUCAUUCCUAUGCUUCCCCAAUCCUGCUUUACUCAUUCCUAUGCUUCCCCAAUCCUGCUUUACUCGUUCCUAUGCUUCCCCAAUCCUGCUUUACUCGUUUCUACACGUCCCCAAUCCUGCUUUACUCGUUCCUAUGCUUCCCCAAUCCUGCUUUACUUGUUCCUAUGCUUCCCCAAUCGGUGAUCCGACCUAAAUCAAGGGUUUAUAAUCUCACCCGAGUCACUUUAAAUCACUUUGAACAUCCUCGGCAUGAACAAUGUUCCCUUUUUUCCACAGAAAAGUAAAUAAUAAUGUUCAUUGCAAUUCUUUGCUGCUAUGAGAGAAAUUACAAUCCUUCAUCCUUUCUCUUCCCUUCGUUCUGGAGAUCUUUUUUUUGCACUUUAUGCCUGGCGCACGGUUGCACGGUUGCUUCUCUCUCUGUGUUCUCGUCCUCGUCGUUAGUUUGCCUCUAAGCUGAAUGAAUCGUGUGCCUCUCUUCCUAUUUUCUCCUGACUUUCUCCUGUGUUGUGCCGUGCACAACUAUAAACUACGAGCCACCAAAAAAAGCUCAAACCCACAUCGAUAGAUACAAAUAGAUAGAUUGAUAGAUAAAUACUUUACGGGUGAAAACUGAGCGUUCAAUGGCUGCUGUGCCUCAAGAAUAGUAGAUUAUAUAUAGGCUACACGUAUCGGUGUGGGGGGGGGGGAUCAGACCUCGAUAAUAAUCUAUAUUGGUGUCGUAGCAGGUAGGGGGAGGGUUGGGGUUUUUAGAAUGAGGUGCGAUCGCUCACAUUGCCGAUCAGGUCAGUCAGGUCACAUGACCUAUUAUUAAUCCGUAAGACAAGGACAAUGCAAACCUGACCGAGUUGGAUGGUUAGAGAUCUCCUACUUGAAUAUAUAAAACCAGUACAGUACAGACCUGUUACAGUACAGACCUGUUACACUCUGUAUAUAGAGGAACAUAUUGAAGGUUUCUAUUGGCUCCUUUACUGCUUUGAUUCAACUGUACCUCUGGCUGUAAACGUGUGUGUGUGUGUGUGUGUGUGUGUGUGUGUGUGUGUGUGUGUGUGUGUGUGUGUGUGUGUGUGUGUGUGUGUGUGUGUGUGUGUGUGUGUGUGUGUGUGUUUCCUCUAUUUUGCAUUUUACGUUUAAGGUGAUUAUAUAUUUUCCUUGUUUUCUUUUUUCAUCCGUUUGUUUAUGUCUCCCCUCUCCCAGCGAUCUGGGGGCUUGACGGCCAGCUGGGGUUUAUGUCUGCCCUCUCCCAGCGAUCUGGGGGCUUGACGGCCAGCUGGGGUUUAUGUCUCCCGUCUCCCAGCGAUCUGAGGGCUUGACGGCCAGCUGGGGUUUAUGUCUGCCCUCUCCCAGCGAUCUGGGGGCUUGAUGGCCAGCUGGGGUUUAUGUCUCCCCUCUCCCAGCGAUCUGGGGGCUUGACGGCCAGCUGGGGUUUAUGUCUCCCCUCUCCCAAAGAUCUGGGGGCUUGACGGCCAGCUGGGGUUUAUGUCUCCCCUCUCCCAGAGAUCUGGGGGCUUGACGGCCAGCUGGGGUUUAUGUCUCCCCUCUCCCAGCGAUCUGGGGGCUUGAUGGCCAGCUGGGGUUUAUGUCUCCCCUCUCCCAGCGAUCUGGGGGCUUGACGGCCAGCUGGGGUUUAUGUCUCCCCUCUCCCAGCGAUCUGGGGGCUUGACGGCCAGCUGGGGUUUAUGUCUCCCCUCUCCCAGCGAUCUGGGGGCUUGACGGCCAGCUGGGGUUUAUGUCUCCCCUCUCCCAGCGAUCUGGGGGCUUGACGGCCAGCUGGGGUUUAUGUCUCCCCUCUCCCAGCGAUCUGGGGGCUUGACGGCCAGCUGGGGUUUAUGUCUCCCCUCUCCCAGCGAUCUGGGGGCUUGACGGCCAGCUGGGGUUUAUGUCUCCCCUCUCCCAGCGAUCUGGGGGCUUGACGGCCAGCUGGGGUUUAUGUCUCCCCUCUCCCAGCGAUCUGGGGGCUUGACGGCCAGCUGGGGUUUAUGUCUGCCCUCUCCCAGCGAUCUGGGGGCUUGACGGCCAGCUGGGGUUUAUGUCUCCCCUCUCCCAGCGAUCUGGGGGCUUGACGGCCAGCUGGGGUUUAUGUCUCCCCUCUCCCAGCGAUCUGGGGGCUUGAUGGCCAGCUGGGGUUUAUGUCUCCCCUCUCCCAGCGAUCUGGGGGCUUGAUGGCCAGCUGGGGUUUAUGUCUCCCCUCUCCCAGCGAUCUGGGCUUGAUGGCCAGCUGAAUAGUUUCUUUAGAAAUUGUAUUAUUUUACUCUGUGUGUGUUUAGGUCCCGCUGGGUAGGGCUGGGGUGAAAGGUCCAUUAAAAGCUGGUAUGGCCUCUAGGGCCCUAAUGUUUGACCUGCGCUGAACUCUGUCGACUGUAGAAGUAUAUGGGGAGCUGGAUAAUCCCUCAAAUUUACAGAACAGAAGAGCGUUGACCUAGGCUCUUUCUUUCUUUCCAACAAUCAAUAUCCCCUGUAUACACAUCUCUCUCUCUCUCUCUCUCUCUCUCUCUCUCUCUCUCUCUCUCUCUCUCUCUCUCUCUCUCUCUCUCUCUCUCUCACUCUCUCACUCUCUCGUUAAUCCAAAUAGCACACAGGAAAAACAGUCACCAGUGUCACUGUCAGUUUAUACCAAAUAUAACAUUGUUACUAGAUUUCUAGAGAACUGGUGUCACAACUAAAGCUAAAAAGCCAAUCGGACAGGGGUCGUGGAUGUUGUUUGUUAGAGCUUUCAGACCACUCGUACAAAAAACCCAAACUUAUUCCGGAACCUGUCAGGUGUGACUUCUCACUAGUUCUCUAGAAUCAUUCUGUAGAACGUUCUACAGUUGUUCUGUAUUCUGGAACUUCUUUCAGAAAUAAUGUAAAAAGCCAGUCAUUUGCUGUGAAGGAUGCUUGUUUAUUUCCCCAGAUAUUAUUAGUUGUUUUGGUGACACUGGCACCGACUUCUGACAUAGUUUCUUUUAGAUCUACAGGAGAUAUUAACCACAGGCCGUGUCCCAAAUCACAUUCCCUACCUAUUUGCUCUACUCGAUAAAGUAUUAUAGGGAAUAGGGUCCCGUUUGGGAUGUUGGAACAGAGAGCUGAUGACGAGAUAAGUAUUGGCGAUGUUAUUAUCCCUGAGAAGAGAUGAUUAAAACUAUAUGAUAGGUAUACAAAGGAAACGAUUGUAACGUUUGAUAAAUGUGUUAAAAUUGUUCAAAUGAAAAUAGGUCUAAAGUUUGCUGUAUUUAUAAUGGCUGUAUUAAGUCGUGCCUGGUUCUCUUUUUCUUUCUUCAAACACAUUAUAUAUGCUUUCUUUUUACUUGACUACAAUUUAUUUUGCGUUCUGUAUGUAUGUUUUCACUGUAUUGUAAAAUUAUCAGAUAUCACAAUAAACUUUAAAUGGCAUUCGA
Molecule: messenger RNA, 7194 nt
Organism: Oncorhynchus masou masou (cherry salmon)
Lineage: Eukaryota; Metazoa; Chordata; Actinopteri; Salmoniformes; Salmonidae
Product: protein yippee-like 1
Exons: 5
Coding region: 314-673 (119 amino acids)
Source: RefSeq, a predicted model, not a curated record